Messenger RNA from Closterium sp. NIES-65, 4815 nucleotides. The record is from the annotation of a GenBank genome assembly. NCBI's taxonomy places the organism in Eukaryota, Viridiplantae, Streptophyta, Zygnematophyceae, Desmidiales, Closteriaceae.
AUGGCUUCCCCUAGCGUUCUCACCUUUGACGCUGAGGGUCGGGCAGUGGACUUUGAGGUCUGGGUAGAUGAUCUGCAGCUUUUCCUGCAGUGCGAUAGGGCAGACGGCCUCUCCCUGUUUGACCUCACUUCUGGUGCCUCCCCUACCCCUGCUGCUGAUGCUGACGCCACUGUUCGCUCACAGUGGGCCACACGUGACGCUGCUGCUCGCCUUGCUGUGCGCCGCCACUUACCGACCACUGAGCGUGCACACUUUAGCCAGUACAAGAGUGCUCAGACCUUGUACGACGCUGUAGUUGCACGCUACUCUUUCCCUGCCACUGCUGCACUGAGCCGCCUCAUGCUACCGUACCUCUUCCCUGACCUUGCUGCCUUUCCCACUGUCGCUGACCUCAUUACGCACCUCCGCACUAUCACCCGUCUCCCUGACUCUCUCCGUGUAGUGAGGGACCACUUCCUCUCAGUUUGCCCCACCACUCUCACCGUUGACCUCCUCGAGAAGGCCCUCCUAGCGAUAGAGAAGAGCAUAGUCGCUGUAGGAGCCUCUCGUGGUGACUCUCGCACCCCCGUCUUUGAGGGGUGUUCUCCCUCCCCCCUCUUGCCCUCUGUUGCCUCUGCUGCUGCGGCCGACCUCGUUGGUUUCGAGUCGGUCGGCGCUGCGUCUGCCCCGAGCGGGAGACGCCCCACCGGCAAGGGCAAGGGGGGCAAGGGCACUGGAGGGGGUGGAGGGGGCGGUGGAGGUGGUGGUGGAGGCGGUGGAGGGAGUGGGGGUGGUGGUGGGAGUGGUGCUGGGGGUGGCGGCGGCGGCGGCAGCAGUGGAGGCGGCGGAGGCGGUGGAGGUGGCGGAGGGAGCGGAGGCGGCGGAGAUAGUGGAGGAGGCAGAGGUGGAGGAGGCGGCGGAGGCGGCGGAGGCGGCGGCGGCGGCGGAGGCGGUGGUGGUGGAGCGAGUCGCGACUCUGCGCCGAGGAGUGGCGCCGGUGGUGGUCACCGCCAGCAGCAGCAGCGGAGUGGUGUGACCCUGUCCCCUCAGCAGCUUCGUGAGUGGUACACUGCACGCCAGCGCGGUGGGGGUACUGGUCCCUGCUCUUACGCCGGGGUUGCUAUCUUUGAUCUUGACUUUGAUGCUAUUCUUGCUGCCAUGUAUGCUGUUGCUGAUAGUGUUGAGGGUGCCUGUUACCUGUGUGUACCGCCUGACCCGGGCAUUGAGGCUGCUGCGGUAGGUGCUGGUGAGACUGCUGCUCUAGGUGCUAGUGCGUCUGCUGCCCCAGGUGCAAGUGCGUCUGCCGCCCCAGGUGUUGGUGAGUCUGCUCUCUCAGGUACUACGUCGGCUCAGGCCUUCCACACCUUCACCCUGGACUCGGGUGCGUCCCGCUCCUUCUUUCGAGACCGCACCACUCUUACGCCGCUUAGUCGGCCGGUUGCAGUCUCCCUGGCAGACCCCUCUGGGGGUCCUGUCCUUGCUAGCUUCUCCACUAUCCUUCCGUGCCCUGCAGCCCCCUCUGGCACCCUGUCAGGUCUCUACCUCCCCUCGUUCUCUACGAACUUGGUAGCUGCGUCGAGUCAGGUGUUUGCUGCGGCGUCCAGGUCUGGUCCUGAGUCUGCCCCCUGCUCGUGUCGUCUCAUGUCCCACCAGACUCUCCUUUGGCACCACCGCCUUGGUCACCCCUCCUUGCCUCGUCUCCGAGGCAUGGCCUCCCGUGUCCUUGUCUCUGGUCUUCCUCGGUCUCUCCCUCCCCUUCCUCCGGGGCCUGGCCCUACCUGCGUCCCCUGCGUCGAGGGGCGACAGCGCGCUGCCCCUCACUCCUCCGAGUUUCCUCCGACAGAGGCUCCGCUGCAGACUCUACACAUGGAUGUGUUGGGCCCAGCCCGCGUCAUUGGGCAGGGGAGAGAGCGGUACUUUCUGCUGGUCGUUGACGACUACUCGCGUUACACCACAGUCUUCCCCUUGCGCAGCAAGGGUGACGUCAGUGAGGUGUUGAUCGACUGGAUCCGCGCAGCUCGUCUCCAGCUCAGAGAGAGUUCCGGCUCGGACUUUCCUGUUCUGCGUCUGCACUCGGACAGAGGAGGGGAGUUUUCCUCUGCCCGUCUGGGAGCCUUCUGUCGGGCACAGGGCAUCCGCCAGACCUUCACGCUUCCGGCCUCUCCACAGCAAAAUGGGAUUGCUGAGCGCCGCAUUGGCAUGGUCAUGGACGUCGCGCGUACGUCCAUGAUGCAUGCGGCUGCCCCCCAUUUUCUGUGGCCGUUUGCGGUUCAGUACGCCGCGCAUCAGCUCAACCUUCAGCCCCGGGUCUCCUUCCAAGAGACCUCCCCCGCCUUGCGGUGGACAGGGAAGGUUGGCGAUGCGUCUGCGUUUUGGUUUUACCACCCCACCACGCGCCGUGUUCUGUCCUCCCAGGACGUCACCUUUGACGAGUCGGUGCCUUACUAUCGUCUCUUCCCCUACCGCACUGCGCCCCUACCCCCGCCGCCGCUCUUCCUUGCGCCAGGUACUACCCAGGUAGACCCCCUCCCUCCACAGGGUCCUGCCCCUUCAGGUGUGUCCCAUGUAGACGCAGUCGAGCCUGUCGAGGUAGCUGUUGACUCUGGUGCUGCUAGAGGUGCUGAGCCUGCGGGUGCCGGGUCUGCGGGUGCCGGGUCUAGGGGUGCUGAGUCUGGGGGUGUUGAGACUGGUGGUGCUGAGCCUGGGGGUGCUGAGCCUGGGGGUGCGGAGCCUGGGGGUGCUGGGUCUGCUCGUGUGGCCGCCGGCGGUACUUCGUCGAGGCGGGAGCCGCUCUCUCCACAGGAGCUGCGCGUGUGGUUCGCCCGCCGCUUGAGACGUGCUGCUGAGUCUGGGGGUACUGCUGGAGCUGCUGGUGGUGUUGGCGCUGGUGUUUCUACUGGUGCUGGUGCGUCUGGGGGUGCUGUUGAGGCAGCUGGUGCUGACGGUCCUACUGAAGUUGGUGCUGCUGGAGCUGGAGCUGCUGGGGGUGUUGGCGCUGGUGUUUCUACUGGUGCUGGUGCGUCUGGGGGUGUUGCUGAGGCAGCUGGUGCUGACGGUCCUACUGGAGUUGGUGCUGCUGGAGCUGGAGCUGCUGGGGGUGUUGGGGCUGACGGUGCUGCUAGCAGUGGUGCUUCUAAGGGUACUGGAGUUGGCGCUGUUAGAGCUGGAGGUUCUACGGGCGCUAGUGCUGCCGCUGGGGGUACUGGUGCCGUACUUGCAGUUCCUGCUCCUCCCCUAGAGUGUCCACCGCCUGUCCAGUCGCAGUCACAGUUACCGCAUGCCUUCCCUCUAUCUGUUCCUUCUCCCUACAUUGGUCCUACUGGAGGUCUUGCUGAGGGUCGUGAGCCUGCGUCUCGUCCCGCGUCACCUGUUCGUGCUGCUCGCACUAGUGGUGGUACUGCACGUCCGCGUCCUCCUGCGGUCCCCGGCACACACCAGAUGGCACUGCGUCCUUCCACUGCUCCUCUGCGUGUCCUGUUGCCGUCUCCUCCAGAGUCCUCUCUUCCUUCUCUUGCUGACUUGGAGUCUGACUCCCUUCGUGCUGCUAGUCCUUCGGUCACGCGCCUUCUUGCUACUGUCAUCACUGACCCUUCCUUUGAGUCUGCUGCUGCGUCGGCUCUAGUUGCUGAGCUUGUCGACUUCGCUGCUCGCUGUCGUCUAGACUACGCAGCCAAUCUUGUUGCUGAGUCUGAGUCUGUGUGUCCUCCGUCCGUCGGGGGUGAGUGUGCUCUUAGCACGGACGUCCUUGAGGACAGGCAGGAGGAGUUCCAGUGCUUUACGGCUGCUUUGCCCCAUCUCGUGUCCACGCUGAUUGCCCCUGAGGGAGACCCGGAUGCACCAGACAUCCCUACUCCUCGAUCGUACGCUGAGGCGAUCGAGGGUCCCUACUCCUCUCAGUGGCAGUCGGCCAUGGACGCAGAGAUGGCUUCCUGGAAGUCCACAAGCACCUACGUCGACGAGGCUCCCCCACCUGGGGCGAACAUCGUCAGUGGGAUGUGGAUCUUCAGGGUGAAGCGGCCGUCGGGCUCUCCGCCUGUCUUCAAGGCGCGUUACGUGGCUCGAGGCUUCAGUCAGCGGCAGGGAGUUGACUACUUUCAGACCUUCUCUCCCACCCCGAAGAUGACCACUCUUCGGGUGCUGCUGCACAUAGCCGCUCAGCGCGACUUCGAGCUUCACUCUCUUGACUUCAGCACUGCUUUCCUACAGGGCAGCCUGCACGAGGAGAUCUGGCUGCGCCGCCCACGUGGCUUUAGUGGGUCGUUUCCUCCUGGCACCCAGUGGAGCCUCCGGCGGCCAGUCUACGGUCUCCGCCAGGCGCCCCGUGAGUGGCACGACACACUGAGGACUACACUUGCGGCUCUUGGGUUUGCUCCUUCUACAGCCGACCCGUCGCUGUUUCUACGCACCGACACCUCUUUGCCGCCGUUCUACAUCCUCGUGUACGUCGACGACCUGGUCUUUGCCACUGCUGACACUGCUGGACUCGCCCACGUGAAGUCCGAGCUGCAGAAGAGACACACGUGCACAGACCUGAGUAAACUACGCAGCUACCUUGGCUUGCAGAUCACCCGGGACAGAGCACAGCGCACCAUUACCCUGACUCAGUCACACAUGGUGCAGCAGGUCCUUCAGCGCUUCGGCUUCACGUACUCCUCGCCUCAGGCCACUCCUCUGUCUACUAGCCACUCGCUCUCAGGUCUGCCUUCGGAUGAGUCCGUAGAGUCGAGUGGCCCGUACCCAGAGCUUGUUGGCUGCCUCAUGUACCUGAUGACCUGCACACGACACCGACCUCUCAUACUCCGCAAGCCAGCUCGCCACUCAUCUCAAAAGGCCUGA